Molecule: messenger RNA, 4203 nt
Organism: Mucor mucedo
Lineage: Eukaryota; Fungi; Mucoromycota; Mucoromycetes; Mucorales; Mucoraceae
Product: E1-E2 ATPase-domain-containing protein
Exons: 3
Coding region: 1-4203 (1400 amino acids)
Biological process (GO): copper ion homeostasis
Cellular component (GO): membrane
Molecular function (GO): copper ion binding; ATP binding; ATP hydrolysis activity
Source: RefSeq, a predicted model, not a curated record
AUGGUAUGCACAAAACCCAUUCGUGAACAAGACCUUAAGGACACCAUUGAAGAUCUCGGAUAUGAUGUCGGCGAAAUUAAAUUUGGUCCUGUCAGUCAACCCAUUCCUAUUCCCACCACCAAGAAGGGGACCGUGCAAAGCGUGGUAUUUUCAUUAUCGGGCAUGACCUGUCAACAUUGUGUACGCACCGUUUCAGACGCUUUAAGUAGUUUACCGGGUGUUAUACCUCAAACUGUUUCAGUUAAUUUGGAAAAACGACAGGGCAAAUUUUCGUUUGAAGGUGAAUAUGUGGAUGCAAAUAAGAUUAAGCUCUUGGUAGAAGGUUUGGGUUAUGAUUUGAAUGGCAGUCCUAGAUUUAGUGUAGGAGAAGCCAGCAGUAGCAGUAGUGUAGGACUCCCGAGUUCUUUACAACAACAAGACCAGGUUUUGAUCCCAAUGGAUCAUCCAAAUGGCGAUAUAAGACGUAAAGUGGUGAUGCGUGUGCUUGGUAUGACCUGUCAGUCAUGUGUUUCUUCUGUCACGGAUGCAUUGGAGAACGAAAUACCAGACGUACAACCAGGUUCUGUUCACGUUAAUCUUCAAACCGAAAUGGCCAUGUUUAUUUGCACCAAUCCUGAUAUGGAUCGUAUUCAUAACGCUAUCGAAGAUCGUGGAUUCAGUGUAGAAAAUGUUCAGAUCAUUCAUAAUUUGAUCCCUCCUGCUGUUCUCUCUGCUGUGGGUGAGGAACCCCAACGCGUGGACGGACGUCAAAAUUCAGUCACCUCUCUCAGUUCUGUUUCGGUCGAUAGUACAAUUGCCGUACCCCACAAAGUCAAGUUUCAAAUCACAGGUAUGACCUGCUCCAGCUGUGUUCGAACCAUUGAGCGUGGGCUUGUGAAAUUACCCGGCGUCGUACCUACCUCAGUACAAGUGAACUUGUUGACAAAGACAGGCGGGUUUUCAGUACAAGGUGAUAUGUUGGAUGAGCAAACCAUUAUCAAGGCGGUCAAAGAUAUGGGUUACACUGCUAGCAAAGUUGUAUUUAUCGCCAGUGGAUCGAAUGGUGUAUCCGAUAUGAACUCUCUAACACAACAACCGACAGUACCUAUUUAUCGAGCAGAGAUGAUUAUCACAGGUAUGUAUUGCCCCAAUUGUAUCGAAAAAGUCCAUGCAGCACUUGUCAAAUUACAUGGCAUCCGUUCUCCUUCUAUUCAAGUGGAUUUGGAUAGUGGUCGAUCAAGCUUUGAAUUUACGGGAGAGUUUAUCACUCGUCAACGUAUCCAUCAGUCCAUACUUCAGCUGGGUUUCUCCGCAGAGAGUAUCAAGAUUACCAAGUCGAUGCGUAAAGUGAUGGAUUCAGAUGCUGCAAGCAUUACUAGUCAAAAGAGUAGCAAGUAUGUAUCUACGCAUUUGGUUGUAACUGGUAUGACCUGUUCUUCUUGUGUUGCAAAUAUCGAACGUACCGUGAUGAAACAAGCUGGUGUGAUCAGCUGUCAAGUGAACCUGUUGGCUAAAUCCGCUGUGAUUGAACAUGAUCCUACCAUAAUUGGAGCUCGCUCGCUCGCACAAAUGAUUGAACAGAUUGGAUACAAGGCCGAGCUUUCCCAAGACACACAAGGCAACACGAUUGCAGAACAACGUGCGUCUAUGCGGGAAACCAUGGAUGCAGAAUUAAGCAUGUUAAAAUCGCGCUUCUUAUGGUCUCUUUUAUUUGCGGUGCCUGUGGUCUUGAUUGCCAUGAUCUUUAUGAUGGCUUUACCUUCUUCUAACCCGAUCCACAAGUUCUUUAUGCGACCGGUAACACAAGGAUUGUCGAUUGGCGACUUGAUCUUGUUUUUAUUGGCUACACCUGUUCAAUUCUGGCUCGGUUUACCGUUUUAUGUGAAGGCGUACAAAUCAUUGGUCUAUUCAAGAACGGCGAAUAUGGAGACGCUUGUGGCGAUGGGUACGACAGUGGCGUAUGUUGCAUCGGUAGCGUCUGUGAUUGCCGCCAUGGCACGUCCCAUGCCUGGUGCCAUGAGUAUGAAUUAUUUUGAGACCUCGGUCUUGUUGAUCACGUUUAUUCAUUUUGGUAAAUGGUUGGAGGCUUUGGCCAAGGGUAAGACGGCUGAAACCAUUACGAAAUUAAUGGAUCUGCAACCUGAAACCGCUACUUUGGUUGAAAUAUCGAAACCUUUAUCAAGUGUGGGUGAGAGUGGAUCUACAUUAGUUGGAGAGAAUGACGAUCGUAUUGAAGAUAUAUUGUCCGAAAGAGAAAUUGAAUCCAAAGACAUCCAAGUGGGUGAUAUCCUCAAGAUUAAUGCAGGAGGUCGUAUUCCUUGUGAUGGUAAAGUAUGGCGCGGUGAUUCUGCUGCUGAUGAAUCCAUGAUUACUGGAGAAUCUGUUCCUGUUACCAAGAAAGUAGGUGACAGUGUCAUUACUGCCACCAUCAAUCUCAGUGCCCCCAUCUAUAUCCGUGCUAUCCGCGUAGGCUCCGACACGACUCUUUCUCGUAUUAUUCAACUCGUGCAAGACGCCCAAGCUUCUCCCAAGGCACCUAUUGAACAAUUAGCAGAUAACAUUUCCGCUGUCUUUGUACCUGUUGUGAUCGGUUUGGCUCUCCUCACAUUUAUCAUUUGGGAAGUGCUUAGUCUCAAAGAUCUUUAUCCUGACGAUUGGGUCCCCAUGGGUGAAAACAAGACCAUUUUCUCAUUGAUGCUGGCCGUCACUGUACUUGUGAUUGCUUGUCCCUGUGGUUUAGGUUUAGCUAGUCCUACCGCUGUCAUGGUGGGAACGGGUGUGGCCGCUAAAUACGGUGUGCUCGUGAAAGGGGGUGGAUAUGCUCUUGAAAUGGCCAGUCGUAUUACCACCGUUGCAUUUGACAAGACGGGUACUUUAACCAUGGGUAAACCCAUUGUGACGCAUAGUUGGAUUGAACAAUCUUCUAAAUUUGGAGACCAAAGUGCAAGUCAACGUAUUGCCAUCUGGAAGAUUCUUGGUCGUGUUGGGUCUGCCAGUAACCAUCCUUUAUCCAAAUCGAUUGAAAAGAAGGCCCGAUAUAUCAUUCAUGCUCUGAUCGAAGAUCCCGCGCUUUCUGAUGCAGCCUUAAUUUCUAAUACAACUGAUAUUGCGGAUAUCGAGGAAACGAAUACGGGUGGUAGUGAUGCUUUUGAAGGUGUAACGAUCACAAAUGCCCAAGAGGUGCCCGGUCGUGGUUUACUUGCAACCAUUACGGUGACCAAAGAUAUUUCUGAACACUUGGCCGGUAAAUUAUGCAACGUUCGAGCUCUUAAUGUGUUCUUGGGAAAUCAAGAAUGGAUGGAUGAAAAUCACGCACGGUAUCAAAACUCACGUCAAGCGAAAGCGUGCCAUGAUCUUUUAACGGAUUGGCAAAACUUGGGACAAUCGAUUGUGUUGGUAGCUGCAUCGCCUGUUUCCGGUAACGAUGAAGAGGUCUCAUCCGAUAGUCUUCACAAGGAUGGAUGCAAGAAUGCGUGUGCUUGUGUGGUAUGUAAAUGUGCAACGAGUUCAAUUUGCUGUAGCGCGUCUCAAACGAUGAUGAUUUCACAAUUGGCGAUUGCGGAUAUUGCCCGACCUGAGGCUACACAAUUGAUAUCUGAAUUGAGAAAGCGACAUAUUGAGGUGUGGAUGAUUACAGGAGAUAAUGAACGUACGGGAAGAGUGAUUGGAAAGCAGUUGGGUAUUCCUGCGGAUUUCGUUUUGGCGGGUGUGAAACCAGAGCAAAAGGCAGACAAGAUCCGAAACCUUCAGAGACGAGGUAUUCGACCCGAUUCUUAUGAUGGUCACCGUAAGUUUUGGAAGAGAAACGGAAAGAAACAGCAAGAUGCGGUUGUAGCCAUGGUGGGUGAUGGUAUUAAUGAUUCUCCUGCGCUUGCACAAGCAGAUGUUGGUAUUUCGGUCGGCUCUGCUACAGAUAUUGCUAUUGAAGCAGCAAGUAUUGUAUUGAUCCGUAAUAACCUGAUGGAUUUGUUGACCAUGUAUGAUGUAUCCCGUACGGUUGUGCGUCGUAUACGAUUUAAUUUCUUGUGGGCAUUCUUGUAUAAUACCAUUGCGAUUCCGAUUGCAGCGGGUAUUUUAUAUCCUGCUACGGGAGACGGGCUUCCACCUUAUAUUGCUGGCAUAGCCAUGGUUUUAUCCAGCGUUAGUGUAGUCUGUUCCAGUUUACUUUUGCGACUCUACAAGGCACCCAAAGUAGUGGAAGAUUCACAUCAAAUCAGAUUGUAA